Etheostoma spectabile (orangethroat darter) is the source of this 8373-nucleotide messenger RNA. RefSeq names its product sodium channel, voltage-gated, type I like, alpha b (gene scn1lab). Gene Ontology annotation, molecular function: voltage-gated sodium channel activity; protein binding. Gene Ontology annotation, cellular component: voltage-gated sodium channel complex; plasma membrane. NCBI's taxonomy places the organism in Eukaryota, Metazoa, Chordata, Actinopteri, Perciformes, Percidae. The coding region runs from base 283 to 6630 and encodes 2115 amino acids. The record is from RefSeq and is a predicted model, not a curated record. Gene Ontology annotation, biological process: neuronal action potential; membrane depolarization during action potential; sodium ion transmembrane transport. The transcript is spliced from 27 exons.
UGUAUUCAGUCUGUGUGCUCCCUUUGUUUGCCAGUUUGUCGUACCUUGUGUCUGGAAGUUCUGUCAGUUUCUAGUGCUCAGUUUCCUAGUGCACCUGUUCCAUUUUUGGAUUUCCUGCCUGCUGUUCUGGACUGUAAGAUUAGUUUAAUCAUUUAGUCAUUGAAACUCUCCCUGCUAUCUCCUCUUCUCAUCUUCUGCAUUUGGGUUCAAGCCUGCAAUUCCUGAAACUCUCCCUGCCCCAGCUGAGCCCCUCGCUGCCCUCUGAAGGAGCAGGAUGACAAGAUGGCACAGCUGCUUGUACCGCCCGGACCUGACAGCUUCCGCCCCUUCGUGCCAGAGUCGUUGGCCGCCAUCGAGAGGUGCAUCGCCGAGGAGGAGGCCCGGAGACCACGGGUGGAGCGCCGUAACGACAGCGACGAUGAAAAUGGGCCCAGACCAAACAGUGACCUGGAGGCGGGGAAAUCUCUCCCCUUCAUCUAUGGGGACAUCCCCCCCCACUUGGUGUCCACCCCUCUGGAGGACUUGGACACCUACUACAGCAAUCAGAAGACCUUCAUAGUAUUGAAUCGCGGGAAGGCAAUCUUCCGUUUCAACGCCACUCCUGCCUUGUACAUCUUAAACCCCUUCAACCCUCUAAGGAGGGUAGCUAUUAGAGUUUUAGUGCACUCGAUGUUCAGCAUGUUGAUCAUGUUCACCAUCCUGACCAACUGUGCUUUCAUGACCCUCAGUAAUCCCCCGGAUUGGGCCAAGAAUGUAGAGUACACAUUCACAGGGAUUUACACCUUUGAGUCCCUUAUAAAGAUCCUGGCUAGGGGCUUCUGUGUGGGGAAGUUCACUUUCCUGCGGGACCCGUGGAACUGGCUGGAUUUCAGUGUUAUCCUCAUGGCGUAUAUAACAGAGUUUGUAAACCUAGGCAAUGUUUCAGCUCUGCGCACGUUCAGAGUAUUGCGAGCUUUGAAAACUAUCUCAGUAAUACCAGGUAAGGCUGUCCCCGCCUGCUGCCAGCACUCCUGCCAUUUGUCCUCUGUGUGUGACCGUUUGCCGUUCCCUCCUCUGCCCUCCCCUCCCCAUGACCCUUCUUUUGUCUUGUCACGACAUGUGUGUGGGUGCUUGAUUUGUGUGUGCCUGGGCGUGUGUGCGUGUGUGUCCCACACCUUUUCCAAAAAUACCCCUCUACCCAACUCCCUCCCUCCCUCCCUCCCUUCCCCUCCCUUCCCUUACAGAUAUGUCACAGAGUUUGUGGACCUGGGCAAUGUCUCAGCACUGCGAACCUUCAGGGUUCUGCGAGCCUUGAAAACUAUUUCAGUCAUCCCAGGCUUGAAGACGAUUGUUGGCGCACUGAUCCAGUCGGUAAAAAAGCUCUCAGACGUCAUGAUCCUCACCGUCUUCUGCCUCAGCGUCUUCGCCCUCAUCGGGCUGCAGCUCUUCAUGGGCAACCUGAGGCAGAAGUGCGUGCGUGAGCCCAUCUACAGCAACGCCACCAACAGCAGCAGCAACAUCACUGCCGACACCGCAAUGUUUUUCAGCAACAACACCCUGCUGGAUAUCAACAUGGCGUUUAUGCAGAACGCCACAGAGAGCUCCUUCAACUGGACGGAGUACAUCAGCGAUGAGAGAAAUUACUAUUACCUCCCUGGCCGUAGGGAUGCUCUGCUCUGUGGGAAUGGCAGUGGCGCCGGGCUCUGUCCGGAGGGCUUCAUAUGCAUCAAAGCUGGUCGUAAUCCAGACUACGACUACACCAGCUUUGACUCCUUCAGCUGGGCGUUUCUCUCCCUCUUCCGACUCAUGACCCAGGACUUCUGGGAAAACCUCUACCAGCAGACUUUGCGCGCUGCAGGGAAACCCUACAUGAUCUUUUUCGUGCUGGUGAUCUUCCUGGGCUCCUUCUACCUGGUCAACCUGAUCCUGGCCGUGGUGGCCAUGGCGUAUGACGAGCAGAACCAGGCGACCAUCGAGGAGGCCCAGCAGAAGGAGGAGGAGUUCCAGGCCAUGCUGGAGCAGCUGAAGAGACAGCAGGAGGAGGCACAGGUUGCCGCGGCAGCCGCCACGGAGAGCGGAGAGUACAGCGGGAGAGGUGGCCCCACCUCGGAGUCCUCCUCGGGGACAUCUAAGCUCAGCUCCAAAAGUGCCAAGGAGCGACGCAACAGGUGGAAGAAGAGAAAGCAGAGGGAGGAGGAGGAGAGGGGGGGCCGGGACAAGUUCCACAAGUCUGAGUCUGAGGACAGCAUCAAGAGAACUAGCUUCCGCUUCUCCAUCGAUGCCAAUAGACUUUCUUAUGAAAAGAGAUGCUCCUCACCCAACCAGUCUCUCCUCAGUAUCCGCGGAUCCCUCUUCUCACCUCGGAGGAACAGCCGCGCCAGCCUGUUCAGCUUCCGCGGCCGGGCGCGCGACAUGGGCUCUGAGAACGACUUCGCCGACGAUGAGCACAGCACCUUUGAGGAGAGCGAGAGCCGGCGGGGCUCGCUGUUCUUGCCGCGCCGUCUCGAGCGCCGCUGCAGCACCGUCAGCCAGACCAGCCUCGGGGCGCCGCGGGUCAUGCUGCCCGCCAACGGCAAGAUGCACUGUGCCGUGGACUGCAACGGUGUGGUGUCGUUGGUCGGCGGAACCUCUGCGACAACCUCCCCUGUAGGUCUCCUGCUGCCUGAGGGGACAACUACGGAUACCGAGCUCAAGAAACGCCGGUCAGGUUUUCGCAAGCCAUCCAUGGAUUAUUUAGAGGAAACGGUGGCCAGGCAGAGAGCCAUGAGCGUGGCCAGUAUCCUCACCAACACCAUGGAAGAGCUUGAAGAGUCGAGACAGAAAUGCCCCCCCUGCUGGUAUAGAUUUGCCAACACCUGUCUGAUCUGGGAUUGUAGCCCCACGUGGUUGAAGUUUAAGGAUGUUGUCUGCACGGUGGUCAUGGACCCAUUUGUGGAUCUGGCUAUCACAGUUUGCAUUGUCCUCAACACCCUUUUCAUGGCCAUGGAGCAUUACCCCAUGACUAAAGAAUUUGACAACGUACUCUCAGUUGGAAACUUGGUGUUCACAGGCAUCUUCACAGCAGAGAUGUGCUUCAAGAUCAUUGCCCUGGAUCCCUACUACUACUUCCAAGAGGGUUGGAACAUCUUUGAUGGUAUCAUUGUCAGUCUGAGUCUGAUGGAGCUCGGCUUGGCCAACGUAGAAGGCCUGUCUGUGCUCAGGUCCUUUAGAUUGCUGAGGGUCUUCAAACUAGCCAAGUCAUGGCCCACGUUAAACAUGCUGAUCAAGAUCAUUGGUAACUCAGUGGGUGCUCUGGGGAACUUGACUCUGGUGCUGGCCAUCAUCGUCUUUAUCUUUGCCGUUGUGGGUAUGCAGCUGUUUGGCAAGAACUACAAGGAGUGUGUGUGUAAGAUUUCUGAUAGCUGUCAGCUGCCCCGCUGGCACAUGCAUGAUUUCUUCCACUCCUUCCUCAUCGUGUUCCGGGUGCUGUGCGGGGAAUGGAUCGAGACAAUGUGGGACUGCAUGGAGGUGGCUGGACAGUCCAUGUGCCUGAUAGUCUUCAUGAUGGUCAUGGUCAUUGGAAACCUGGUGGUUUUAAACCUGUUCCUGGCUCUCCUCCUGAGCUCAUUCAGCGCUGACAAUCUGGCAGCAACUGACGACGACAAUGAGAUGAACAACCUGCAGAUUGCUGUGGGCCGGAUCCAGCGGGGCAUCGCAUUUGUCAAAUCCAAAGUGCGGCAGUUUCUCCAGAGCCUCUGCUUUGGCCGGGCCGGUAAGGGCUCCGGUCUAGGUGAGGAGAUCAAACCCCUGGAUGAACUUCACAGCAAUGGCAAAGGAAACUGCAUCUCCAACCACACUUCAGUAGAGAUCACCAAGGACCCAAGUGGGGUGUACAUGACAGAGGGCAAUGGAAGGGCAGGAGGAGGGCUGGUGGUUGGGGUUGGUGGAGACACUACACCCAAGUACCCAAUGGAGGAAUGUGACUACAUGUCAUUUAUUCAUAACCCCAGCUUGACAGUCACUGUGCCCAUCGCUGUGGGCGAGUCGGACUUUGAGAACCUAAACACAGAAGAUUUCAGCAGCGACUCGUCGGAUGUGGAGGGCAGCAAAGAGAAACUUGAUGCAGAGCCCCAUCCUCUGAGCUCGUCGGAGGGGAGCACAGUGGAUAUACGCCCACCAGGAGAUGGGGUGGAUUCAGUGGAGUUGGAGCCGGAGGAGUCACUGGAACCAGAGGCCUGCUUCACAGAGGGCUGUGUGAGCAGGUUCCAGUGCUGCCAGAUAAACGAGGACGACGACCAUUUUAAGACCUGGUGGACACUCAGGAAAACCUGCUUUAUCAUAGUGGAGCACAACUGGUUUGAAUCCUUCAUCAUAUUCAUGAUCCUGCUCAGCAGCGGAGCACUGGCGUUUGAGGACGUUUACAUCGAGCAGAGGAGGACCAUCAAAACAGUGCUGGAGUACGCAGACAAGGUUUUCACUUAUAUCUUCAUCCUGGAAAUGCUGCUGAAGUGGGUGGCAUACGGCUUUGUCAAGUAUUUCACAAACGCCUGGUGCUGGCUCGACUUCCUCAUUGUAGACGUGUCCCUGGUCAGCCUUGUAGCCAACGCUCUGGGCUACUCUGAGCUUUCCGCCAUCAAAUCUCUGAGGACACUCCGAGCCCUCCGGCCCUUGAGGGCCCUGUCUCGGUUUGAGGGCAUGAGGUGGCUCAUCUUCAGCAUCAUGGGCGUCAACCUGUUUGCAGGGAAGUACUAUUACUGCGUCAACACCACCAACGAUGAGGUGUUCCCCAUCAACGUCGUCAAUAACAAGACCGAGUGCCUGAACUUGGUCAACGAUAGCGCCCGCUGGAAGAACGUCAAGAUCAACUUUGACAACGUCGGUGCCGGCUAUCUGGCUCUGUUGCAAGUGGCAACAUUUAAGGGUUGGAUGGACAUCAUGUACGCAGCCGUGGACUCUCGCGAUUUGGAAGACCAGCCUGAAUAUGAAGUGAACUUGUACAUGUACCUCUACUUUGUCAUCUUCAUCAUCUUUGGCUCCUUCUUCACCCUCAACCUGUUCAUCGGUGUCAUCAUCGACAACUUCAACCAGCAGAAGAAGAAGUUUGGAGGACAGGACAUCUUCAUGACAGAAGAGCAGAAGAAAUACUACAAUGCCAUGAAGAAGCUGGGCUCCAAGAAACCCCAAAAACCGAUACCUCGACCAACAAAUUCAUUUCAGGGCUGCGUGUUUGACUGCAUCACAAAGCAGGCCUUCGACAUCGUGAUCAUGAUCCUCAUCUGCCUCAACAUGGUGACCAUGAUGGUGGAGACGGACGACCAGACGCCGGAGAUGGACAAAAUCCUCUACUGGAUCAACCUGGUCUUCAUCAUUCUCUUCACCGCCGAGUGUAUGCUCAAGAUGAUCUCCCUGCGUCACUAUUACUUCACCAUCGGUUGGAACAUAUUUGACUUUGUGGUGGUGAUCCUGUCCAUUGUAGGAAUGUUUUUAUCCGAAGUCAUCGAGAAGUACUUUGUGUCCCCGACGCUGUUCCGAGUGAUCCGUCUGGCCAGGAUAGGCCGCAUCCUCCGCCUUAUCAAAGGUGCCAAAGGCAUCCGGACGCUUCUCUUUGCCUUGAUGAUGUCACUCCCCGCCUUGUUCAACAUUGGCCUCCUCCUCUUCUUGGUCAUGUUCAUCUAUGCCAUCUUUGGCAUGUCCAACUUUGCCUACGUCAAGCGCGAGGCGGGGAUCGACGACAUGUUCAACUUCGAGACCUUCGGGAACAGCAUGAUCUGCCUGUUUCAGAUCACCACGUCGGCCGGGUGGGACGGCCUGCUCGCGCCCAUUCUGAACAAGCGGGAGCCUGAUUGCGACAGCCAGAUGGAGCACCCGGGCAACAACUACAAGGGCAACUGUGGCAACCCAUCUGUGGGCAUCUUCUUCUUCGUCAGCUACAUCAUCAUCUGCUUCCUGAUCGUGGUCAACAUGUACAUUGCCGUCAUCCUGGAGAACUUCAGCGUGGCCACGGAGGAGAGUGCCGAGCCGCUGAGCGAGGACGACUUUGAGAUGUUCUACGAGGUGUGGGAGCGCUUCGACCCAGACGCCACCCAGUUCAUGGAGUACAGCAAGUUGUCGGCCUUCGCUGACGCCCUAGACCCGCCACUGCGCAUGGCCAAGCCCAAUAUGCUGCAGCUCAUCUCCAUGGACCUGCCGAUGGUGAGCGGCGAGCGCAUCCACUGCCUCGACAUCCUUUUCGCCUUCACCAAGCGUGUGUUGGGCGAGAGCGGCGAGAUGGACGUGCUGCGCGGGCAGAUGGAGGAGCGCUUCAUGGCGUCCAACCCCUCCAAGGUGUCUUACGAGCCCAUCACCACCACCCUGCGGCGCAAACAGGAGGACAUGGCCGCCGUGAUCAUCCAGAGGGCCUUCCGCUGCUACAUGAUGCGCCUGGCCAUGAAGAAGGCCUCCACCCUCUACAAGGAGAAGCUGAAGGAGGGCCUCCGGGACCCCGACAAGGACGUGAUGGUCAUCAGCAAGUUCAACGAGAACUCCACCUCGGACAAAACGGACAUGACGCCCUCCACGGCCUCCCUGCCGUCUUACAACAGCGUUACAAAAUCAGACAAGGACAAAUACGAGAAAGAAAAAAAGCGUGAAAGACAGAAAGAUGUAGACUUUUUAAAUAAGAACAAAAAAUAACAGUGCAUCAGAGACACAAGGGGAAUUUGUUUACAACUUCUAAAGGGGGUGGAUAGAUAUACGGCCCUUUUGCGUUGAUUGUUUGAGAGAUGAGGAAUGCUACGCCAGACGGGCCGAAAACGGGAGAGUGCUUAUGUCAUAUGUGAAUACAUGGGGUCUUCGCAGAGGAGUGAUGUAGAAACAUAACGACCCUGCGGAUAUUGCCAGAGAUUGACUGGAAUAUGACAUGGAAAAGCCUCUGUGCAAAAACGCUUGUGAUUUUCCUAUUGGUUGUUGUUACUAUCUGACACACUUGAGUGUACUGUUAAGUUGUCUGUAGCUAGUGCUGCUGCUACUACUAUAAAUCCAGUUUCUUGAAUUUAACAAUGGCUGUAUCACUUAAGUACUCAUAGUUACAAGGUUUCACUUUUGUUUUAUGAGAAAGAAUGUUUUCUACUUUUUUUGUGUGUGUGGGAUGAUUGUAAGAAUGUGACCACUGCUUUCUCUGUUGUAAAAUCACCAAGGGCAGACCAAGUCAAUGCUGGAAACUACCCCAACCCUCUGAAAGUGCAGUGCCGGGUCGCUGCCACAAUGCCCUUGGUUCAUACAGUAUACGCAGCUAUAAACGGAAAGCAUGCCGCUGAAGUGCAAUGGACAAAUGCAGUUCAUCGUAUUCACUGGUGUGCCAUCAGUUAUUGUUGAAAUCUGUAUUGUGCUUCUGGGCUGCCAUCUCCCCAUUUCAACAGAAAACACAAGUCUCUGAAUACAGAGAAGCUGAAUGUAUGCAAGGCACAUUUGAAGAAAUUGUUUGACAGUUUGACAAAAAAAAUUCUGAGUUGUUUUUUUUGCUGCGAUUCAGAUGAGGAAGAUUGAUACAUGCUCCUAUCUGGCAGUGGUAUCAAUCUUUUCAUCUACCCCUCAUUUAUUUCCAGGCGCCUAAUUCCCCAAAAGUGUCAAAACUGUUCCUUUAAGGCAACACUCGUAUCUACUCGUUCAUCUGCUGUCGUGUUGCAUCGUCUCCUCUCACACGUUUGUUUCCCCCUUUAGUCUCCCAGAGUUCUUGUAAAGAAAAAAGAAGUAAUGAAAAGAAAAUGUCAAUCUGUCUAACUUCUCUCACGCUAGAACAUGACAAUAUAUCACAUUUAAAGGUUAUUAUAUCCCAAAUGUUUGUAUAACAUUCAUGUUGUUCUAAGAUUGAGAAGUGAGUGGUUUUAAUGUAGUGGUUUUGUUUGUGUAUAAUAUCGCUAUUUGGGCCCACAGUAUGCAUCACACUUACAUUUGAUGUAAGAGCACUUUUCAUCCCCACUGCUACGUAAUACCAAGUGUGGCGGUCAUACAUGUAAGUUUGCGUGUGCGAGAUAUGUAUGUCUAUGUGUAGAUUUGUGACAAAGGGGAGAAUGUAAGCAUCUAUCUCUUUAUGUGAACGAGUGUGUUUUUGUGCAACUGGGGUCUGCAGGUUGUUAUUUCCACUGAUUAUAAAUAACAUUUUUACUGUAGAUAUGAGUGCAUUUUUCCAGUCUUUGGAUUUGAUUUGCAUUUUAUUCUAGAACUCGUCUUUUUCUUUUUUUUUUUCUGCACUGUAACAGAAUAUGAAACCCGUGUAUGGUCCCCAUAUCUGUAGAUAGAAACCAUGAAGCAAUCAGUAGCCAUCUCUCAUUGCGCUUGUGGUGUUUUUAGUGAACUGCAUGCAAGAAGUGACUACUGUCCGCUCAUAUGGUCAUAUAAUUUCAAAGCCAAAAGAAUAAAGGACAUAUUUUUUGUAAA